Micropterus dolomieu (smallmouth bass) is the source of this 3214-nucleotide messenger RNA. It is a transcript of the gene anp32e, whose product is annotated as acidic (leucine-rich) nuclear phosphoprotein 32 family, member E. Gene Ontology annotation, biological process: regulation of apoptotic process. NCBI's taxonomy places the organism in Eukaryota, Metazoa, Chordata, Actinopteri, Centrarchiformes, Centrarchidae. Gene Ontology annotation, molecular function: phosphatase inhibitor activity; histone binding. The transcript has 7 exons. Bases 138 to 893 code for a protein of 251 amino acids. The record is from RefSeq and is a predicted model, not a curated record. Gene Ontology annotation, cellular component: nucleus.
GGGCGCGAGGUAUCAUGGAGGAUCAGUAGGCAAACUGUGGCUAUCAGAGGAGAGCAGCUGCCGCUCCGGUCCCCGGGAGUUUCUCAACUGUUCACCGCCCGCUGCCCGUUAAACCGCCACCGACCAAGUAUUUCAAAAUGGACAUGAAGAAGAGGAUCACUUUAGAGCUGCGGAACCGGAGCCCGUCGGAGAUAGCAGAGCUGGUGGUUGACAACAGUCGCUCUGCAGACGGCGAGGUCGAAGGUCUGACGGACGCCUUCACGGAGCUGGAGUUCCUCAGUAUGGUCAACGUGGGUCUGAGCUCGCUGGCCAAACUGCCCUCACUGCCCAAACUACGCAAGUUGGAGCUGAGCGACAACAACCUGUCUGGCUCUCUGGAGACCCUGUCGGAGAAAUGUCCCAACCUGAUGUACCUCAACCUGAGCGGGAACAAGAUCAAGGAGCUGAGCAACGUGGAGGCGCUGCAAAACCUGAAGAGCCUGCAGAGUCUGGACCUGUUCAACUGUGAGAUCACGUCCCUGGAGGACUACAGGGAGAGCGUGUUCGAGCUGCUGCCUCAGGUCACCUACCUGGACGGCUUCGACCAGGAGGACAACGAGGCCCCCGACUCCGAGGCCGACGACGAAGACGAGGACGGCGAGGAUGCGGUGGGGCACACCGGAGACUACGACGAGGAGGACGAUGAAGAGGAGGAUGAGGACGGCUCAGAGGGAGGAGAGGUGGGGCUGAGCUUUCAAGGGAAACGGGGCGACCAGGAGGACGACGAGGAUGAGGACGACUAUGCAGAGGAGGAGGAGGAAGAGGAACAGCCGGGCGUUCAAGGAGAGAAGAGGAAGAGAGCCGUGGAAGACGAAGGCGAGGACGACGACGAGGACGACGACGAAGACGACUAGUCCUCCGGCUGCUGGUCGUCUGUGUGUCGUCCUGUCCCGUUUCUGUCCUCCGCCGCCGCCCACCUCCGGACCCGACCUCCGCCAGACGACGACAACCGCAACGGGGACAGCAGCGACAGGAACAGUGUGACCGAGAUAGUUUCCGUUUGUAGAAUCUCACGUCUUUAUUUUUAGAUAAUAUAUAAGAGUACAGAUUUUAUCAGAACCUGCAGGUUCCACACGCCUCCCUUUAAAACCUGGUUCAGGAUCAGCCUGUCUGUCCGGUAAGUCGCCUCCUCUCCACGUCCUGAACUCUAAUCCUGAACGUCUCGCUGCGUGACUGAACCAGCUGAGACCAAAGCGAACACCCAGUCCUGCAGCGGGCGGGCGGACUUCCUGUUAGCACAAAGGUGUGAAACCCAGAAUGAUGUCACUUCCUCGCCGCCACCGGACCGGAUUUUUGGCGGGGUUUUUUGUCUCCGAUGUGGGCCGCGGCUCCGGCUCGUAUCAAGCUGUCGACGGUCGAAGCGCAGCAGGUGUCAUUUCCACUUCAGGGACCGGGGACCCGUCUGUCCCAGCUGCUGAAGUACAUGAGCUCACAGCUGCUAGAACUGCUGAAGUCCAGAUUCCGGUGCUGCCCGUGUGUGUGAGUUCCCAGUCCUGUGAUCCAGCUCUGAGAUCAGCUGGAGUUCGUGAACCGUGACAGCGGUCUGGGACAGAAACCUGACCAGGUCCGGGGUUCCCGUUUGCUUUCUACGAGCUGGAGCUGCUUCCCGUCGCUCACAGCUUCCUGUCUGCCAGCCGAGCUCCAGAACCACCAAAGUCCAGAGCCGGUCUGAGCCGCACCAACGUGGAGUUCCCCGGCGUGAGAAGCGGAAACCUCGCCUAGCUUUACCUUCAGCGGCAGCGUUCUCAGGAGGCCGGUCUCGUCUCGCGGGCCACAUCCAGUCUGAUCCACGCCUUUAAAAAGGAACCAGAACCCGGUUCUUUGUGCAGCCAUAUCUCUGCUCUAACAGGAGAGCCAAUCAGGGACGUUUCUGUUCAGGAUCCUGUUCAGUCUGAACCCUUUAGUCCGACAGACCGGGAAGCGUAGUGAUCACACUCUGCUGUCUCCGCCCGUCACACGUUUAAAACACGCCGACCUGCUGUAGAGAAGCUGAUACCGAAAUAUUCUGUGUGUGUGUGUGUGUGUUUGAUUUAUUGUAGGGCUGUUCCAGGGCGGGCGGGACAAAAUAUUAGUUCUGAUGUGUUUGUUUUUUCGAGUUGACAGCGACCCGUUUCUCUUCUUUCUGUUUUUGUCCCUGCUGUUGAUGUUUUUAGUUUGAUGUGAAACAGAGCGGCUCGUCCUCAAACUGCCCGUCACACUUCAGGCUCCGCCUCCUCCUCGAAAGCCCCAGGUCCUCCAACUGAACCUGCGGCACCUCCUCAAAGGAAACCGUUUGCCUCCGCUUAAAGCUGUGGUGCGUUCAGGUGCUCCUCGAGUCAGUUUACCAGCAGGUAGAAAAUUCAAAGUUGGUAAAGAUCACCUGAACGCAGCGCUACAGUGACAGGUGUGCAGUGGAUUAUGGGAAACCGAGGCUUGUUGAUUUUGUUGUGAGGAGGCGGAGCCUGAAACGGGACACACCUGUCGUGUCUGAUUCAGGUGUCACUGCUCUGCGUGGGAUUCUGCAGCCUCGCGAGCAGCAGCUUUUUACUGUCUGUAGCUGAAACGGGAGCCGACCUCACAGGGAACGUAAUUAAUAUUAUAAAUAAUCUACUGACUUGAUCGUGAUCGACGUUUAUUUCCUCUCCCGGUGAGUCGCGUUUGUUCCUGAUGAAGCGGCAGAACUUUGGACUAAACUGCUGUAAACUUUUAGCUUUUCUCUCGUUCACGCUCUUAAAUCUGGUCACCUGUUCACGGCGGGCGUCAGCUGACGCGAGGCGGCACGUUUGAUCACGGCUUUAGAGAUCACGCUAACUCUGAGGGGAGAAACUUAAAAUCAGAAGCAUCUUAUUUAGCUCCUCGUUGAGUGGUGGUGUUUUUAAAGAGUGUAGAGGUCAAAGGUCGCGUCCGUCAGACCUGCUGAGGUCAGUUUUAACUCUGGUUUUUAAGGCAAUAUUGUAAAUAGACUCGGCUCAGUUUCAGGUUUUUAUUUUUUAACGAAUGAAAUAAUUUUACAGAUGUUUUUUUUUUCUGCAGCGAGGUGAUAGUUGACCCCCCAUGUCUUUGACCUUUGACCCCCAGCUGUUAUUUUCCCUCCAUCAUCCCGUCUGUGGGGGAAAAACUGUGUUUGACUUUCUGUGUGAUGUAACGAAAAACAUAUUGAGGGGUUUUGAAUAAAAAACAAAUAAUAAUAAAAGGA